This is a messenger RNA of Trichosporon asahii var. asahii CBS 2479, 1218 nucleotides long. RefSeq lists its product as uncharacterized. Lineage: Eukaryota; Fungi; Basidiomycota; Tremellomycetes; Trichosporonales; Trichosporonaceae. Bases 1 to 1218 code for a protein of 405 amino acids. The record is from RefSeq and is a predicted model, not a curated record. The transcript is spliced from 2 exons.
AUGUGGGAGGAAGCAGCCAGGCGACUGUACGCCUCCAUCACCCUGGAUAGGGACCAGGUCGUGCUGCUCAUUGCUGGGAGGGGGUGGAAGCUCCGACCCGACCAUGCAUCAGCUACCAAGCCAGAGAACCGUGCGCCGGUAAAACUCGCCCAGCGGACGCGGUUGGCGCUCUCCUUUGUCCGCCGCCUCAAGAUCCUAGGAUACUGGACGACGGCCAUAGUGGAGAUGCUCUGGGACGCCGCGGCCCAAGGUGCGCGUCCCCUGUUCCCGAACGUGGAGCAGCUGUUGCUGGAUAUUGGGCCUCCGUGUGUGUCUUAUCCGCCUUGGAUCCAGUGUGAGCUCCCCUCUCCGCCCACAUUCUACAUCUUUGACACCGUGGACGUCUGUCUACUGGGCGACGAGAGCAAGGACCUCCUCUUCAAGCUCCCCGCCAAGCGCUAUCGGUCGGUGACAUGCCACGAGGUCUUGCUCGGUAGCUGGCUGUGGCGCGAGCGCUCCGGCCUGGGGACGACCUGGGACGAAUGGCGCUGCUUCGCCUCGGAUGCGUGGGAGGCCAUCCAGGUUGCGGCAAGUGAUCUGAACCGCCUCACAUGGGACGACUACGAGCACGGCCGAGUGCCAAAGUGGGACCUUCCUCCCCUCCAGGUCUGCCUCAACUACGGCGAGAGUCUUGGCAGCGAUAUUAUUGAGCACUUUGAGGACCAGUAUCCGGAUCACGGGAUGCGGGUCAUCAGGGAUGCUCCGCACAUCGUGCAAAUUGAGCACUUCCCGCCUGACGGAGACGGGUGCGAGCCCUGCGAGCUCUGCAGCGAGACAUGGCGGUCGCAGGAGCUGGUAGAGAAGCGCCGCUGGAGAGCUGUUGGUCCCUCCUUGGCACUUCUCAAGUCUCUUCGCUGGCACUCGAAUGAGGAGUCGGAAGAGUCGACGGAGGACUCGACUGUCGGAACGGGGACGGGCUCAUCGGGAACGGGCUCGUCCGAAGAGACUGAGUCGGGUUCUGGCUCAAAUGAGGCCUCCGCGGCUGGAUCGUCCGAGGAGUCGUCUGAACAGUCGUCUCAUUCAUCGUCGCAAGGUCUGUCGCCGAUAUCUGAAGAGCCGCCAACAUCGGACGGUACUUUGGCGUCAGCUCUGGUCUCUGAAGAUCCGUCUGAGGCGACGACGGAGAAUUCGACAGAUCGCCUCCGGGCUGCCAUCAGCGAGAUGGCGAUCCUGCCCUAG